Messenger RNA from Magallana angulata, 1904 nucleotides. RefSeq lists its product as uncharacterized. Gene Ontology annotation, biological process: positive regulation of DNA-templated transcription. The transcript has a single exon. The record is from RefSeq and is a predicted model, not a curated record. Gene Ontology annotation, molecular function: zinc ion binding; ubiquitin-protein transferase activity; protein binding. The coding region runs from base 38 to 1705 and encodes 555 amino acids. NCBI's taxonomy places the organism in Eukaryota, Metazoa, Mollusca, Bivalvia, Ostreida, Ostreidae. Gene Ontology annotation, cellular component: nucleoplasm; chromatin.
UUUACUCUUGAUAUUAUGCUAUAUCUUAACAGGUAAUAUGGCAGGUGUGUUAGACCACGAAGAAGUUCAAGUACAGAGUGUAAUGCCAUGCGACACCUGCGAAAAUGCAGCAGAACACCUUUGCAAGACAUGCCACGAUAAGCUUUGCAGCAGAUGCAAGGGCAUUCACACAAAAAGUAAAUCUUCAUUUGACCACGAGGUAACUUUGCUAACAUUUGAGUCCUUGUCACUAUUGAACGAAGUGCCUUCUGUACAAGUCUGUAGGUCACAUCCAGGUUUUCGCACUAACGUCUGCUGCAAAGAAUGCGAGAUUCCAAUUUGUGAAAAAUGUUUAGUCUUUGAGCACAAUGGCCAUAAGGUGAUAUUGACCGAAGAGCUUUAUAUUCAAAAGAAAAAGAAACUCGACCAAAAGUUCGAAUUUCUGCAAUCAGAAUUACCAAAACAUCAAAGUUAUUUAGAUGAACUAAUAAAGGAUGAAACGAUAAAUGAAAAACAAUGUGAAACCCUUGAAACUCAAAUUGUCGCUCAUUUUAAGGAGACUCGCUUAAAACUUGAGUUGGAGGAAAAAUGUCUCUUACAAACUGCUAAAUCAAAACAGAAACAGGAACAAUGCAGAAUUCAAAUUCAGAAGAAACAUGUUUCAGAAUGCAUGUCCAAAGUGCAAUCAUUUAUUUCAAAGUAUCAAAAUGAAAUUGCGUCGGAAAGACAUGCAUUCAUUUUGUAUGCAGACGUCCCAGAAGAAUCACAUGAUUCCGAGGCGUUUCAGCGUUCUCCAUUCCCGCACGCACUGCAAUUCAUUAAAGGGACAGUGGAUGAUGAGCUCUUUAUACAGUUGUCGGGUAAAAUAACUUUAGAUACUUUAAAUACAGCAGGCACUCAUCUUAUUCAUAACAUGAUGGAAUUAGAGGUGUUCCGAGUUGGACAAGGAUCUGUACAGUCGCUAACGUACGACAUAAAUGAUGACGCAUUUUGGGUAUUUUCUGAAGGCGAGACGUCUUUUAAAAAGUACAAUCGGUCGGGUAUUGUUAUCUUUGAAGUGACAACAGAGGUUGCCCAGCUAAGAAAUCAACCGAUUUGUCUAGCUGAUGGAAGUGUUCUGUUUAGAAAAAAGAGAUGCCUUUUGACCAAGUUAAACAAAAACGGAGAGGAAACCGUUUUCUUAGAUUUUGAUGCUGCUUAUCCAAUUUGCAUGUACUGUCCCGAAGAAAACACAGGGGUCGUGAUCGGAAUCAUUAAUUCGGAACUUACGGAGGGAAAACUAUCAAAAUAUGACAAACAUGGUCACUGUACCAAUGAAAUAAAAAAUUCUUUAUUGUUUAAGAACUUAGUGUCAAGAAACACAAAAUGUCGUGCAACUUAUUACAUUGCGGAAAAUAUAAAUGGAGACAUCUGUAUUUCUCACAAAGAUGUAGAUGUAUUCGACAAAAAAGGAAACUUUCGUUUUUCUUACUAUGGUCACAGGAAUACAAAUCUCGAAUUUCAGCCAAGAGGUAUUUGUACUGAUACACUAGGACACAUCGUGGUGGCGGACGCAGGGAAUCAUUCUGUACAUGUAUUGGAUGGUAAUGGUAAUCUUCAGAAACUGUAUGACGUUUCAUCGAAAGAAAACGACUUUCAGCCAAUCACGCUGACAGUUGAUGCCAAUUACUCCCUUUGUAUUGGAUGCUCGGAUGGAAAAAUAAGAAUCUUUAAAUAUAUUGAAUAAAAGGAUAACAUGCUGUAAGGAAAACACUUACAUGUAUUUGUUGUUUUGAUCUUGAACUUGAGAACAAUGUGUUGUAGCAAUUAUUGCAAGUAUAAAGCAUUUUGAAGCUUGAAAGAACUGAGUUACUUGUACAUUUAUGUAUUCAAAUAUACAAUGUAUUUUCCUUUAAGAAAAUUAAAUGCUAGCCAAGGAUGCUUCU